AAAUGUUAUAUUACUAUCGUAAUAAUCGAAAUAAUAUGUACUAGAUUAUAUAUAAAUUAACAAUGAGUUCCAAUAAGAGAAAGAUACUCGCAUUGGACAUAUCCGACGAGGAUGAUAAUUUCAAACAUCGUCGUAGUUCUCUGAAAGUCAAUCUGAGUUAUAGUGAGAAUUUAACAGAUUCUGGCAACGGUUCUCUCUGGAAAACAGAGAUCGAGAACAAUGAGCAAGAGCUGGAUGCAGCAAAGAUAAAUAGAGACAAGACUACAUGUAAAAAGAAUCGUCCUAAUCUUGACAACGAGCAUAUGCGAGCUGUAAGUGAUAUGAAUAAGUGUGUUUUAGAUAACAAUAAUAAAAUGUCUGUUCAGAUCAAGGAAGGAAUCCAGUUAAAACAUCUUACGAUAAAUCUAGAGGAUAUAAGCAUCAAGGAAUACCAUCUUGAAACAAGCUGCAAGCAUUUGAAAGAUCUGAUCUUGUCCAAGACCAAGAAGAUAUUUGAUAAGCAGAAUGAGUUUUCGAUAAAAACUGCAAUGGUGUUAGGAAAUGAGGUAAAUCACUUUGAAAGUAAUAUAAAUGAUUUAAAUAUUGGAAACAAAUCAGUUCUGGACACAAUUGAUCAUCAUUUGAAAGAGAAAGCAGUUGAGGAAUAUAAACAAUAUACUGAUACUUCAAGUAAUCAACAAAGAGAGGAUAACUAUUCCAAUAUCAUUGCUACGCCAACAAACAGUAAUGGAUGGAGAAAGUUAGAGAAAACUGUGGACAAAUCUAGAUUAACUCAAAGACGAUUGUUUGUUGAGAACAAACGAGUAGAAGAGCAAGUGAAAUGUAGAAUUAUCAAAGACAUUGUUUUGAAGAAAAGUCUUCCAUUGCUUUCCUUAAGGCAAAUGGAUCAAAACUGCAGUCCUAUAUUAAGUGGUAGUAACAGAAGACUCAGUUUGUUAAAAACAAAUUCUAAAUUGUAUGCACAAAGUCAGUUUAAAAAUCACAAUAACACAUGUUCAAUUCUACAGUCUAGUCAGAAUAUAGAUGUAGGAAUGCCUGUCAUCUGCUCCACUUUCAUUGAGGACAAAGCGAUUGAUGAAAGAAAAAUUAACAAUGAUGUGGAUAUGUCUAAUACCACGACAAAUAAAGUAAUAUCUAUGGAGAUGACAGAGAUUCAUAAUGGUAUUCAAAUAAGCAAGGAACAUUUCUUAGGUACAAGUUCAAAUAAAAACACAGUUGCAUCAAAAUUAGAAAACAUUCAGCAUCCUAUAAACAAAGUUACUAUACAAAAUAAUAUUGUAUAUUCUGAUUUAUCUUGUGCAGAUAAAAAAAAUGAUCAAAAUGCAGCGAAUGUGCAUACAGAUACAAUUAUACCUAUGCAGAUGUCAAUUGAGGAAGCUGUUAGAAAAGCACAUGAUACAUUGCAGACACAUGAAUACAACAAGAAGGCAAAAUGUCAAGACGAGAGACGACAGAUAUUAUAUCUAUCUGACAGCAAUAACAUGAAUCGGUCAUCCUUGAAUGUGAACACUUCAUUAGAUGCAGUGAUUGAAAUUAGGAAAGUGAGAGAUAGUCAGAAACCAAGUGAUUACAAAACAAACAUCACCAAUCGAGAGUCUGAAUCAAGAAUUUAUGAUAAAGAAUUAAUGAUUAAUCAACAUGAAAACGCAAAUACCAUUCAAACCUCAUUGCAAAUGAAUACAUCGAUAGAUUCUACAAGCAAAACAUGGCAAAGAGGAAGUAAUUAUCUCAGUAAACAAUCACAGAUCACGAAUGAUAAUGAUAAAAAUCAAGAUCUAAAUAUGGAUAAAAAAUCGUCAGAAACAGAAAACGGAAAAAGAAAUAAUAUAGAUUUUUUGGAAAACAUUAGUUUAAUGGAGAGAUUAAGAAACAUCUCUAUGAGAAACCAGAUUUUUUAUGAUGAUAAAUCCAGAGUUUCUAAAAUGAAGAAUAAAGAUAAAAGAAGCAUGAAUAGCACUGAAGAUAACUAUAGUUGUAUUGAGGGAACGCCGUAUCCAAUAAAUCGCUCGUACUUAUUUAAAUCACAGUUAAAACAUAAAACACAAAAUUUGGGUGAUACAGCAGUCUGUAGCAGCAACUUGAUGAAUGAUGAAAAGAGCAAUAAAAUUAAAUCAGUUGCUUUGCAUUCAAAAAGUGUAAAUAAAACACAUGUGUCGACUGGAAUGCAGGAAACAGUACAAGCUGACGCAGUUAUUUUAGAAAAUAUAUCCAACUGUAAUCCUUUUGUUACUCAAAAUCAGUUGAUGGUCAUAGAAAAUAUGCUUAAUGAAACAAAGUCCGAAACAGAAAAGAAUACAAUUAUUUCGGAAAACAUGGAAUGCAUUCCUGUACCAAAAAGUAAAAGAAAAUUGUUGUCACUUGAAGAAAAUUCUCAGUUGUGUUCAAUUACUCCGAUAGAUGAAAAAAGAUGCAUAUCUGAGGAACCAACAUCUAUAAAACGAAAUAAAGGGAUAAAGAAAAAAUAUCCGAAAAGAAAGUCGAUACAUUCCAAGAAUGAUACAAGUAACAUCAAGCGUAAUAUCAUAAAGAAACAAAUGUGGUCGGACAGUGAUCGUGAUGCAUCUGAGAAUAAAAGAAAGGAAAACAAAAAAACGCGACAACCGAGGAAGGUUAUUAGCAAGAAGAUUCGCAUCAAGAAAUUCGUCGAUGAAAAUAUGUUGAAUAUAUUACAAGGAAAUGAACAAAAUGAGGAAGAUUGUUCAAUAGAAAAUAGAGAUUCUUCAAACGAUUUCGUGAAGCAUUAUACAAUAUCUAAUCAAUGGAAUAAACACAAGUCCCAAAAGAUUGUCAUCGUAACAACUGGUUUAUCGAAAGAAGAUAAAAGUUUGGUAAAAAGCAUUGUCAAGUUUCUUGGCGCGGCGGAAGUGGAAUUGAAUGUGUCAAGACGGACGACUCACGUUGUGAGUACGGGUGUGCGUACCGUGAACCUGCUUCGUGGAAUAAUUAGGGGCUGCUGGCUUGUUACUCUGGAAUGGAUCUUGAAAUCCUUAGAAAAUAAUGCGUGGUUAAAUCCAGAUAUGUUUGAAAUGAAACAUUUCUCUAAAGCUGUACAGGAAAAUCGGAAGGAUAGGCAAUUAUUUGGAAAUUCAUAUAUCCCAGAAUUAUUCACUGCGUGUGGAUUCAUAUACGUUGAAGGUAAAACUACAGUACCGUGUGAUACACUUAAGGAACUUAUAAAAACAGCAGGCGGGCACAUUACGGAGAAUAUCAAGUUUGCGAAAAUUAUUAUUGGCGCAAAUGGUUUAAAAGAGACCUGGGUUAUCGAUUCUAUUACGACAGGUGAAUUACAAUUGACUAAGCUUUAUCAACGAAGAUGAAAUAGAUAAGCAGAAAAUAUAGCAUGUCUAAAUUUCAGAUUUAUACAAUUGUUAUAGUACAAAAAAUAUUUGUAUAUUCAAGAAUUAUUUUUUUAUACUAUUUUUACAUAAAUCAUAUAGAAAGUAUUUAUCUAUAUAAUAUUGAAUACUGUUACAUACAUAGGGUGUCUAAAAAAUCACCUAAAUAUUUCCUUUAGUUUUGAUGAUACGAAAAAAUAUAUUUGAUAGUAACUAAAAGACGAAUACGCUGUAAAGAAUUUUUUUGUUCCGAAGUAAUUUUUUUAAAAGUUUCCAACAUCAUUAGUAUUUUUUUCCUCCAUAUAAGUUUAAUGUAAAUUUUUUCCUUAUUAUAACUGGCCUUAAAAUGCAUUAGAGAUGUAUAAUGACAUGAUUUUUGACUUCCAAAAA
Pogonomyrmex barbatus (red harvester ant) is the source of this 3725-nucleotide messenger RNA. It is a transcript of the gene MCPH1, whose product is annotated as Microcephalin. The record is from RefSeq and is a predicted model, not a curated record. Gene Ontology annotation, biological process: mitotic cell cycle. NCBI's taxonomy places the organism in Eukaryota, Metazoa, Arthropoda, Insecta, Hymenoptera, Formicidae.